Molecule: messenger RNA, 444 nt
Organism: Cylindrotheca closterium
Lineage: Eukaryota; Bacillariophyta; Bacillariophyceae; Bacillariales; Bacillariaceae
Source: the annotation of a GenBank genome assembly
AUGGGUAGGAUCCUUUGCUACAAAAAGAAGUCAGAUAAGAGCAUCUUCAACAAGGCAACAUCAAAGCUUGACAACGAAGGCUUCAAGUGUGCUUCAGAUCAAUUCCUUCAAAUCAUGAAGGCUUUGGAACAUCGAGGCAAUAACUUUGGAUGGAACGACCCUGGUGGGCUCUUUUGGGUACUAACACCAGGAAGACAACCUGUCAACUUGCUACAUAGCUAUGGGUCAGUUUCAUUGCCACAAAUCCAACAUAAUGAGCGCAGCUAUUGGGACAGUGGAAACCGCAAGAGUCAAGAUGACAGAAUGCUCUAUGAAUGCAUCAUGAAUUCACUUAAUCGCGAUGCAAAAUCUAAGCUCAACAUCCACUGGGAGACUUUCAACUUGGUCCAAACUUUGUGUCAGGCCCAAAAGGAAGUUUACAUUCAUCAGGAGCUCCGUGGAUAA